This is a messenger RNA of Tripterygium wilfordii, 651 nucleotides long. RefSeq lists its product as uncharacterized. Bases 29 to 544 code for a protein of 171 amino acids. The transcript has 3 exons. The record is from RefSeq and is a predicted model, not a curated record. NCBI's taxonomy places the organism in Eukaryota, Viridiplantae, Streptophyta, Magnoliopsida, Celastrales, Celastraceae.
UCCACACCCCUGUUACAUACCUGCCAGAAUGGUAAAAAAUUCUGGGGUUUUGAUUUGUAUCUUGAUCAUGAUCAUGGAUGUUGUUGCAGGAAUACUUGGCAUUGAAGCUGAAAUAGCUCAGAACAAGGUGAAACAUUUGAAGAUGUGGAUUCUUGACUGUAGAGAUCCAAGUUACCAAGCUUUUAAGCUAGGGUUAUCUGCAGCUGUAUUGCUGGCCCUUGCCCAUAUUAUUGCUAAUUUACUUGGUGGGUGCACCUGCAUUUUUUCGAAAAAAGAUUACGAUAAGGCUUCCCCUAACAGGCAAUUAGCUGUGGCUUCCCUCUUCUUCUCCUGGAUUAUUUUGGCAAUUGGGUUCUCAAUGCUCAUGAUAGGGACAUUGGCAAACUCCAAAUCAAGAAAAUCUUGCGGGAUAUCCAACCGUAGAAUGCUGUCAAUUGGGGGCAUUCUAUGUUUCAUUCAUGGACUCUUUACUGUUGCAUAUUAUGUGUCUGCCAGAGCUGCGGCUAAAGAACAGAAGUUGAAUCCGCCUGCAGGCCAUGCUUAAGCAUUCUUCAAUUUCUUGUUUAAGUUAGUAUUUCUAUUGUCUAUUGUUCAUUGCAAUGAAUAGCACAUUGAAUCAUUGUCUAAUUAAAUUUGUGAAACAAAUUCUCA